Messenger RNA from Tetranychus urticae (two-spotted spider mite), 5447 nucleotides. RefSeq lists its product as uncharacterized. The record is from RefSeq and is a predicted model, not a curated record. Lineage: Eukaryota; Metazoa; Arthropoda; Arachnida; Trombidiformes; Tetranychidae.
CUAUAGGAAAAGCAUUGAUUCAGGUCUAUUAAUGCGCACUCUUUUUUCCUCCCUUUGUUUCUUUUGCCCAAUGCUUGUUUCAUCUCGUGAAUGUUGAUUAAAAAUUUAAUUUUAAAAUCUCAGAUUGAGUUUUUCUUUGAGUCUUAUUUACCCCAAAUCCUGCGAUUGUUUGUUUCCAAUCAUUAUUGUGAACUUGUAAUCAACCUUUAACCAAACAGGUACGGACAUACCUCACCUUUUUUUUCUUAUAUUUUAGUGGUGUUAAUACAAAGGGUUGAUCAGAAGAUGGCGUUACCGGAAUGCAAUUUCAAUUAAAAAAAUGUCUUUGUUUGUCUAUCUCUCAAUUUUUAAAAUAAGCGAGGUAUAAAUUAACGUGAGGUAAUCAAAAUUACAAUUGGUUUUGUAGCAAAGAGUGUAACCUGUUUUUGCAAAUUGUGGCCAGAAAAUGGAUUAUGGUGAAAGGCAUGUUAUCAUACAACAAGCUCAAGAUCCUAACACCGGAGAGGUUCUGGUUUUUCUUCAAGGUGAAGAUGGUGAGACCGUUUGUUUACCACCAGAAGCUCUUAAUGCCAACAUAGUUCAAAUGGAAGAUGAAGGUGGACAAGUUUAUACACUUGCCCUUCCUCAGGACGCUGAUGGUUCUUCCGUGGUUGUUGUUUCUGAGCCUGAUGAAACUGAAGGGGCCAUAGCAACUCUUGUAACUGAUGAAACUGCAACUGUUAUUGCAACUACAUCGUCUGCAUCUACACCGGCAACAGUUGAACUUGCUGGUACAGUGGAAACUAUUGAUACUUCGGGAGGAACCAUUAACAUUCCUUUGCAGUCAACAUCUAGUUCUGAUGAACAAAUAAUUGUUUCAGUGACUGAAGGUGAUUCUACCACUGAACACUCUACUCAAAUAGUUCAAUCUUUCGAUGCAUCUUCAUUGGAAACGUUACAAACCGAAGCCAUCUCUAUUCAAGAAAACGAUGUGUCUAUUUCAGAUUCCAAGACAAUUGAACAAGCCGAAACAGCUGAAACCAAUCAAAAGGAAUCCGAUGUAGGUGCAACUUUAUCUAUAGAAGUUGACGCAAUUGCUAUAGAUGACAGUAAAACAACGGAAGAAGUUAGCACGGUACAUGUUGAUGAAAAUAAUAGUGAAGAUAAAGAAGCCAGUCAAUUGGAUAAUGGUGAUAAUAUGAAUUAUGGUUCUUCAGUUAUCCAAGUUCAAGAUGCAAAUUCAACUACAUUAGAUUCGCUUGUAGCAAAUGCCAUGGUUACUGCCUGUGAUAGUAAUUAUGUCAUUAUGACCACUGGUGAAGACGGAGGAUUACCCAAAGAAAUAAAUUUGGCUGAUGUCAUUAAUGCUGGAUCUGCCUCUGGGCAGACGAUAUUUUUACAAACAAGUGAAGGCUUAGUUGCAUGUCAAGCCGCUACAACCGGCGAAGAUGGUUCGCUUCAAAUUGUUGCAGAUGGAUCAGGUAAUGCUGGUACAGUUAUCACCACUACUGAAUCUGAUCAAUCAUUUCAAGGCAUCCCCGGACAAACACUCGCAUAUACUUUAUCAUCUACUUCCUCUGGUAUUGAAUUAACUCCAGUAACUAAUGUUGUCUCAGCAAGUACUGCACCAAUCAAGAACCAGCUCACUACCGUGUCAUCUCGCUCUAGACCUACUCGUCAUUCAAAACCCCGAACUGUACCAAUAACAACGCCAACUGCACCGGCAACAAUGGGUGAAACUCUUCUUCUUCCUUCUAAAAAUAUCGUUACUUCUCCUAGCUUAGCUAUUCAGAGCAGUGCAUCGAGAAAACGAACCAUCACUACCAGAACAAGGUCAAAUGUUAGCGUUUCAAUCACUCCAUCAUCUUCAUUUACUACUUCCUCUUCACCAAUCAUACCAGUCCAACCCGAUGCUAUUCACUCGUCUUCUUCUGAUUUCACCACAUUAACCAAGUCAUCAUCAUCUGAUGUUGAUGCGUCAAUUUUGACUGAAGGAGUCUCAGGCCCAAGUCAACUUGCAGCAUCCCGUCGCACCUACAGUAAGAGAAAUAACAUUGUCUGGUUAAACCCAGAAACUACAAAUAUCUCCACCAAACGUAAUGACAAGUUACCUGAGGUGACUCUAAGUUCUGGAGAUGAUGCUUCCAAAGGGUCAGAUGAGUCGAAGAUUAAUUUACCCGCUAAAUCUAACGCUGAUCAAUCUAUAUCAUCUACUUCAACAAAAUAUACAGUUAAACCACCGACAUCUCUUACUGUCACUUCUCCAGUCACUGUAACUAACGUUCCAACCCUUCGUUCACCUAAAACAGUUACUGAGCCUACAAUUGAAACUAGUUCUAAUAAAAAUUCUCUUAGUCCGACUAAUGCAUCUAAGGGUAUAUUCACUAGAUCAUCAACGGUCAAUAAAGAUUCCGCGAAAACUAGUGAAAAGACGGACUCAAAUUCAUCUACAUUAUCUGGAGUAUCAUCAAUAAUUAAAGUCACAUCAGUACCUCAACUGGGCCGAAUAGUUACUUCCCCUGUAAAAGUUACUUCACCAGUUAAGCCAUCUUCACCCACUAAAGUAACCUCUCCUACAAAAGUCACUUCACCGGUUAAAGUAGGCUCACCUAUUAAAAACAAAGAAUCAAACGAUGUUGUUUCAGACUUUGCUCUCGCAGAUUCUGGAGACGCUGACUCAAACCCCACACCAGCAACUCCCAUUAAAUCACCAGAACGCAGUUCUCCAAUUAAAGUGACUUCCCCAAUUAGAAAUGAUUCUCCAACAAAAACUAAAGAACCGAAGGAAAUUGUGUUAGAUGCGGACCCUUCAGAUUUGGGCGAUAUAGAUAAAAUUCCAUCACCAGCAAGUCCUGUAAAAUCUCCUGAACGCAAUGCAUCUGCCAAACCUACUUCACCGGUUAAAAUAGGCUCACCUUCUAAAAGCAAAGAAUCAAGUAAUACUGACUUAGAUUUUGUCCCAUCAGAUUCUGGAGAUGUUGAUAUGGUCCCGCCACCAUCAAGUCCUGUUAAAUCGCCAGAAACCAUCACACAGCAAUCCCAAGAUACUUUGUCAACGCCCAACAAUGAAACAUCUGAUUCUGAACAACCUACAACCCGUAGCUUGAGAAAACGAAAGUUACCGCCAUCGACACCAAGCUCUCCUAUUAAACCUAUUUCUCCAACAAAAGUCACUCCAUCUGCUAAACUUGACUCACCUACGAAAAAUGUUGAUUUGAUUGACACUGGUAUAGAAUCAAGUAUCUCAGAUUCCGGCGAAGCUGAUGCUGUUCCUCCGCACACAAGUCCAGCUAAAUCCCCAGAACGCCCCUCAAUCAUGAAAGUUACAUCCCCGGUUAAAAGUCGUGAAGCCGUUGACACAGGCUCAGACUUUUCUUCUGGAGAUGUAGAUGCUAUUCCACCACCUUCCAGUCCGGUUAAAUCACCAGAACGCAAAACACCCAAAACUGUGACAAUUAUCGAACCUGUAUUAGAUACGCCUAAAACGCGAAGUUUGAGAAAAAGAAAGUUACCUCCAGUGAAACCAACCUCUCCUGUUAAAAGCACCCCUCCAGCUAAAGUUUCUUCACUGUCUAAAUCACGCUCAUCAUUGAAAAAUCAAGAAUCUAGUGACUUCAACAUACCAGACCAACCAAACAAAAUCAUCAAAAAAGUCAGUGAACCUGGCACAGAGGUGAUCCACUUCGAUUCUAUUUCUGAUAAGAAUGAAAAUGACAAAUCAAAAUUGAUUUCAGGAUUAUCUGAAUCUAGAGGCCCAAGUGAAUACUUUGAUUUUACCAAUAAUGAAUGUAGUUUCCAUAUUAGACAUCAAUCAGGUAGACUUACGCUUUCACCUCAUGGAAACGAUGGAAAUUAUACCUGUCAAAACAAAUGUGGCUACAGAACUUCACGUAUUAACAAUUUAAUUCUUCAUCAUAAAGAUCAGUGUACAGUGAUUAAAAUGCUAUGGCAAAAUGAAAUCAAUAAACAAACCCAAAAAACUUAUGUUAGGACACCGCCAUCAUUGAUGGAAAGAAUUUCUUCUAAAAAAGAUCAUUUAUAUGAUUCAGAUAUUUUACCAGAAGAAGAUGAUCAUGAUGAGAUGGAGGUUGAUGUUGAAUCUGAAGCUGAAACUCUUCCUGAUCCUGUGCAGUCUCGAAUGUUUAGCGCGCUUACCUCGAAAAACGCAACAGAUCAAGCCAUGCAUUCUGAUGUUGAAGACGAACCAGAUAGCGAAGAUAAUAAUGUUAAAAAGAAGUUUGGAUUUGAACCCAAUGAAAUUGUUUGGACUGCAUGGUCAGAUGUUCAUUGGCCUGCUCUUGUUUUGAGUAUUGACGAUACGGGCGAAAAUGUAACCUUACAGAUGAUCGAUAAUCCUUCUAAUAGAAAAAGUUUGACCGUGACAAUUGAUAAAGUUUAUUCUUUCAAUGAUGCUGAAAGAAAUAAAAAAUAUUUAUCUGAAGGAAAAAGUAUAACUGGGGACUCUAUAGUUAGAGCUGUACAAAAAGCUGAAGAUUACUCCAGAAAACGAUGUCUUGGAGAUGAAGUUGGUGCUGCAAAGCUGUUAGGAACCUUGGACGGCCAUUCCACUCGUUCAUUGGAGGAAGAAAGUGUCAAUGAUGAUAGAAAUGAUAAUUAUGAUAACCAUGAAGAUGACAUGGAAACAAAUGAUAAGGAUCCCAAUUACUGUCAAUUUGGCAGCAGUGGAAUUGAUUCGGAUCCUAAUGAUGAUUAUUUAGAUUUUCCUUCAUCUGAGACAAUUGCUCAACUUAAAGAGCGUAGAAGAACACAAAAUGCUAAAUUAUUAUUGAGCAUUAAAGAGGGUAAAGUCGAAAAUCAUUUGUUAGGUGUUUACAAAGAGACUAUUCAUAGUGACAGACAUCAAAAAUUUAAAUCUGGAUCGGAAGAUGACAAAAACCAGCUCAAAGCUGUUCCAUGGUUCGGACCAUUUGACGAUGAAGACCAACAAGAAGAAAUAUAUGACUAUUGUUCGCAAUUGUUUAAAAACAAUUUUACAUCAGAUGUAACCUUCGAUAUAGUUGCCUAUUUAUUCGAAGUUUGGGUUCCCGAGGCUAUUGUCAAGGCUAUAUCUAAAAUUCGCAUGGUUGAUAUGACUGAAGCUGAAGCUAUUUUCGCAAAAGGCGUUAUUUUAAGCAAAAGUGAAAAAGAUGAACUCGAGAAGGAAAUUCUAAAAGAAACGGAAAAGAAAACUAAUAAUAAUCAAGAGCAAAAUGAUAAGCCUUCAUAGUCAGAUGAAUUGAAUCUAACAUCAACCUCACCAACACAAACACAUCAAACCCUUCAGAAUCCAGCAUCCAAUUGAAAAUAUAUUAGGUUUAGUGAGCUUCUAAUAUUAACUAGACCUAUUAUCUCUAUCUCUAUUUCCCUCUUUCUCCUCUUCCUUUUCUAUUCUUUAUCUUUAUCUCUCCUUUUCUCUUGCUCUUUCUUUUUCUUUUCUUUUUGUCAUCAUGAAAAAUAAAACCUUGCUU